Messenger RNA from Rhododendron vialii, 1273 nucleotides. RefSeq lists its product as uncharacterized. The transcript has 2 exons. The record is from RefSeq and is a predicted model, not a curated record. Lineage: Eukaryota; Viridiplantae; Streptophyta; Magnoliopsida; Ericales; Ericaceae. Gene Ontology annotation, molecular function: S-adenosylmethionine-dependent methyltransferase activity. Bases 338 to 1153 code for a protein of 271 amino acids.
GGGUCUAAAAAAACUCAAAUAUCAUUUCCCUAAACUUUGUAAAUCUGUGACACAAAGUGGUUCAGAUUGCAAAAUGAUAAUAUACUAGUAGUAGAGAUAGGGAAAGAGGAACCUUCAGUCUUGAAAGAAGACGUACACUAAUUGCUCUCAUGCCACGUGCAAUGGAUACCGGAAUGAAUGGCUGUUAUCGUUGAUGGCUCUGGCUCUGGCUCUGGUAUUAAAAUAUGGGUGCGUAGCAAAGGAUGUUUUGCACUCUUGAGUUCUAUAAAAUGGAAAUGAGACCAAAUAUUGAUCCGGAUAUUUAGAGAGAGAGAGAGAGAGAGAGAGAGAGAGAGAGAUGGCGGAUUUGUUCCACAAGCAGGCAAAGAAUUACGCGGAGACUCGGCCGAGUUACCCAGAAGAGCUGUUUGAUUUCAUUGCCUCAAAGACUCCAAAUCACGACCUCGUUUGGGAUGUCGGCACCGGCAGUGGCCAAGCCGCCAAAUCUCUAGCAAAGCUGUACAAGAAUGUGGUAGGCACAGACACCAGCCAGGAGCAACUCGACUACGCACCCAAGCUCCCCAACGUGCGAUACCAAUGCACCCCUCCAAACAUCCCCCUGUCCGAGGUUGAAUUCAGCGUGUCACCCCCGGGAACCGUUGAUCUUGUCACCGUAGCCCAAGCCCUCCACUGGUUUGACCUACCCACCUUCUACCAGCAAGUCAAAUUGGUACUCAAAAAACCCCACGGCAUCAUUGCUGCCUGGUGCUACACCGUCCCUGAGGCCAAAGACAACAUUCCGGUGGUCAAUGACAAAUUUGACGCUGUCUUCCGACAGUUUUAUGCCGACUCCCAGCCUUACUGGGACCUAGCGCGUAAGCUAGUGGACGGCAAGUACAAGGGGAUCGAUUUCCCGUUUGAGCCUGUGGGUGAUGGAGCUAACCACACUGGUCCGUUUGAGUUCACGACGGAAAGGGUGAUGGAUUUGGAGGGCUUUCUCACGUACAUAAGGUCGUGGUCAGCUUAUCAGACGGCGAAGGACAAGGGAGUUGAGCUAUUGAGUGAUGAUGUGGUUGAGAGUUUCAAGAGAGCUUGGGGUGAAGAUGGUGUUGAUCAAAAGGUUGUCAAGGCCCCUGUUUAUCUGAGGAUUGGGAAAGUUGGAAAUUCGGAGUAAGAGGAGACUCGUGUGCAUUUUGUUUUUCGUUGCUCUUGAAUUUUGUUGUCAAAUGUACACCAUCAGUUUACAAUGUACUAGAAUAACAUGGUUGCAAUAUAUUUUGCCAUCACUUUUUCA